AAAUUUGGAUAUUUUUAUAUUGAUGUUAUGGAGUCUAGGUUUUAUGUAAAUAUUAUAUUUUAGCUGUUCUUUUUCCUGAUACAGUCCACCAGCUGAAAGGGGCUCUGACAUAUUAUUGACUGAUUGAGGUAACUUGGCUCCUUGGCAACUGAGGAAAGGGGUCUCCUUGUUAUAUCUGGGUGAAUAUGAGAACUGCAGCUUUCAUGCUGUUUUCCUUGAUCUGUAAAUUUAAUAACACACACACUUUAAAAAUACAAUUUCAUAUAAUACCUAUUUGCCAUUCUUGUCAAUAAAGGAAAAGUCUGGAGCUGUUGCCCAAAGAAUUGGAAGUCAUUUAGUUCCAGUUGCUACUUUUUUUCUACUGAUGUGAAAUCUUGGAAUGUGAGUCAGAAGAACUGCUCUAGAAUGGCAGCUCAUCUGGUGGUGAUCAACAGCAAGGAAGAGCAGGAUUUCCUCACUCAGAAUAUGCAUAAAGACGCUGCUUAUUUAGUGGGGCUAUCAGAUCCAGAGGGUGAAGGACACUGGCAAUGGGUUGAUCAGACCCCAUACAACCAAAUGCCACGUGAGCCAAGUCAUAGUGAAGAACAUUGUGUGGUGAUAAAUCAUCGUGCUCCAUCAUUGCAAUGGGGCUGGAAUGACAUACUUUGUAAAAAUCGUGAAUGAUCAGUUUGUGAAAUGAUGAAGGUCUACUUAUGAAUCAACACUUUUUGUGGA
Ictidomys tridecemlineatus (thirteen-lined ground squirrel) is the source of this 714-nucleotide messenger RNA. Lineage: Eukaryota; Metazoa; Chordata; Mammalia; Rodentia; Sciuridae. The record is from RefSeq and is a predicted model, not a curated record.